Molecule: messenger RNA, 1095 nt
Organism: Medioppia subpectinata
Lineage: Eukaryota; Metazoa; Arthropoda; Arachnida; Sarcoptiformes; Oppiidae
Source: the annotation of a GenBank genome assembly
AUGGAGUCCGGCAACGCGGCGUUGGGCACUGACAACAUUGAAAGAGACAGCGCCUGUCAGACACCAAAGCAAUCCACGAGUUUGGCGGUGACUUUUGCAGGCCUACUACUGGUGGCCACACGUGCGCAACGGCUGCGUUCGGAGGGCGCCCUCCGGAACCAUGAGUCCACAACCACUACCGACUCAACGGCCAGUGCGUCCGAACCGGGAAAGUGCUUGAAAGCGAAUCAGGAGUGGAAAGAACGCGCGUCUGUCUGUCCCACGAGUUGUCACAAUAGAAAGACAGUUGAAUUUUCGAUGUGCAUUGACUGUAAAGAUGAAAGCUGUGUCGGGGGCUGCGAGUGUUUGCCCAAGCAUUACGUGCUCACCGGCGACAACACCACUAACAGCGACUGUGUGCCCGAAAGUGAAUGUCCCAAAUCUGGCCAAUCUGUGCCAACACCGACAGAAGCGACAGAUAAGCUGUUACAAGUGGCCGAUACGGCGACAGACACGGCAUCCGAACCGGGAAAGUGUCCGAAAACCAAUCAGGUGUGGAAAGAAGAUUCGGACAAAUGUCUAAGUAAUUGCUCCAAUUGGCGCACCGGAGACAUCAACUGUAUGUCAUACCCGGGGCCGGGAUGCGAGUGCGCGCCCGACCAUUACGUUCACGACAUCACUGCCGAGUGUGUCCUUUUAAAAGAUUGUCCUGCUAAAAAGACAAAAACAACAACAACGGAACCUACAGAUAAGCUGUUACAAGUAGCCGAUACAGCACCAAAUACAGCAACAACAACAACAACAUCGAAAACAUCAGCAAAAAAAUCAAAAACAAAAACAACAACAAUAACAACAACAACAACACCGCAAACCACAACCACUGCCGACUCCACGGCCAACGCGACCGAACCGGUAAAGUGUGCGAAAGCCAAUCAGGUGUGGAACGAAGAGGCGUCCAUUCAUUGUCCCAUCAGUUGCUCCAAUAGGCGUACGUUCGGUCCCAUCAACUGCAUGGAGACCCCGGGCCCGGCGUGUGAGUGCGCGCGUGACUUCUUCAUACACGACGACACCAAAGAGUGUGUUCCCGAAAGUGAUUGUCCAAAGAAAUCUGGCUGA